UUAGCCUGGCCAUCCCAGUCGCCUCCCUUGGAGAUUGGCCUUACACUCUUGGCCAAUGAGGACCCCAGCGUUCCAUACAUAAUCAAACUCCUGGAUUGGCAGGACAACCCGGACUACUAUGUCAUGGUCUUGGAGCGACCCAUGCCUAGCAUGAGCCUGUUUAGUUUCGUGAAGGUCCGUCAAAGGCUCAGAGAGGGGCAAGCACAACAUUUUAUGUGGCAGGUCCUUCAGGCCGCUAACAUUUGCUGCGCGCGCGGGGUCUUCCAUAGAGACAUAAAACUGGAAAACCUCCUGGUGAACCCAGACACAUUGGAGGUUAAGUUGAUCGACUUUGGAUGCGGCGAGCUCAUGAAGGACACUGACUAUGUGACCUUCAGUGGUACAGAAAUAUUCUGUCCACCGGAGUUCAGUAUCAACGGCAGCUACCAUGCAAAGCCGGCGACGGUUUGGUCUUUAGGGAUCCUGCUGUUCGUCAUGGUGUGUGGUUAUUAUCCAGACGACGAAGACCUGCAAGAGAUCAGCAAGAAUACGUGGUCCAAAACUGAUCUGUCAAAAGAAUGCUGCCAGAUGAUUUGUGAUUGUCUGCAGCCGGAUCCCCAGCAGAGACUUCUUCUGGAGGAUAUGCAGCUCCAUGACUGGUUUAUGGUCGUGGAGUAA
Molecule: messenger RNA, 657 nt
Organism: Puntigrus tetrazona (Sumatra barb)
Lineage: Eukaryota; Metazoa; Chordata; Actinopteri; Cypriniformes; Cyprinidae
Product: serine/threonine-protein kinase pim-2-like
Biological process (GO): negative regulation of apoptotic process; regulation of mitotic cell cycle; protein autophosphorylation
Cellular component (GO): cytoplasm
Molecular function (GO): protein serine/threonine kinase activity; ATP binding
Source: RefSeq, a predicted model, not a curated record